AUGGUCACUCCUAGCAAUUCCGGCCCAGGCGGCCGCUCGUCCCAGUCGGCAUCGGCAGCCAGGCGCAGACCGUCGGCUGCGCGGCGCACAACUGGGAUCCGUGACGCCCAUGUGAAGAAGCUCAGUGCAAACCAAUGCCCAAUAGGCAGGAUAAUCGGGAGGGCCAGAUGCUCUCAAGACUCGGACUGCAAAUGCCACAGCCUGGAAGACAAGCUCCGCGCUGAGCUCCUGGGCCUGGCGACCCGUCCACUUGGCGAGCCAAUCCGCAUGACCCUGGACUCGUUUACCUUUGAGCCCGCCGACGCAGACCAGGUGGCCUUGUUCUUCAACACAUACGGUCACCUCUACCACGUUCGCAAGUUCACCCUCAAUGACAAUGUCGUCAAACUCGACACUCCCGAGCAGAUCCUCGUUGCCAUCAAAAACCUUCCCUUGCUCGAGGAGAUCUCCUUUGCCGGGGCCUCGCUAGGCAUCUGGGCUGCUUAUCCCCUGGCGGAAGCACUGCGGACCAAGACGAGGUUGCGCCGUGCUGACUUCUCCAACUGCUUCGCCGGGCGUAAAACACCCGAGAUCGCCCCUGCGCUGGACGCCCUCGUCUCGGCCUUCCUCGAGCUGCCCGCCCUGGAGUCCAUCGACCUCGCGGACAACGCUUUCGGCCCAGACGUCGAGUGGCCUCUUGCCCGGCUCGUGCGGAGCCACACUCCACUUCAGAAGCUCAACCUCAACAACCUCGGCCUCGGGCCCGAGAGCGGCCCCGCGAUAGCCAACGCCCUGGUGACCCUUUCCAAGAACAAGGACGUCGCCGGCGCGCCGCCCCUGCGGGCCCUGCUGUUGAACCGUAACCGCUUCGUGCAGGACGACGAGGAGCCGCUCCCGGGCAUGGCCGAGUUGGCGGCGGCGUUCGCGGCGCACCCGCGGCUGCGGACCGUCGACCUCGGCACCAACGGUAUCCGGCGCGAGGGCAUGGACCUGCUCGUUUCGGAGGGGCUGGCCCGCCUGAAGGAGAUCGAGGAACUUGACCUGCAGGACAACAACAUCGCGGCGCGGGGCGCCACGCACACGGCGCUCGCCGAGGCGGUCUGCGGGUGGCCCAACCUGCGGGUUUUCAACCUCAACGACAGCCUGCUGGGCUCGCGCGGCGCGGCGCUGCUGAUCGACGCGCUGGCGGCCGUGCAGCCCAGCAGGUUGGAGUCGCUCAAGAUGGCGGGCAACAACCUGAUCAGCGCCAACACGGCGGCGCUGGCGGGGGCGUUCACGCAAUUGUCGGAGCUGCGGGAGCUGGAGCUUAAUAUGAACAACAUCCCCGAGGACGACGAGGGGUUCGCCGCGCUCGCGAGGCUGCUGCAGGAGAGGAAGGCCGAGAGGGGUAUCGAGACGACGAUGGACUCCCUCGAUGACUUCGACCAGAGUGAGCCAUCGCAGUAG
Diaporthe citri is the source of this 1425-nucleotide messenger RNA. RefSeq lists its product as uncharacterized. Gene Ontology annotation, biological process: nucleocytoplasmic transport; activation of GTPase activity. The record is from RefSeq and is a predicted model, not a curated record. Gene Ontology annotation, cellular component: cytosol; perinuclear region of cytoplasm; nucleus. Gene Ontology annotation, molecular function: GTPase activator activity; small GTPase binding. The transcript has a single exon. NCBI's taxonomy places the organism in Eukaryota, Fungi, Ascomycota, Sordariomycetes, Diaporthales, Diaporthaceae. The coding region runs from base 1 to 1425 and encodes 474 amino acids.